UCACGUGCAUCGGCCACUUCUAUGCUGAGCAGGGCGUCAGGUACACAAAGCCUGAGAUUGUGCAGGGACUCGCCCCGGCUAUGACGAUAGAUGAGUUCAUGUCGGUUGUACCACAUUGGGCUGAUAAUAAUAAGAGGGCCGCCUUCAUGGAGUUGGUCAAGAAUUGGGUCGGCGAAAACCCCGAUUUCAAGGCCGUGAGCGACCGGAACAAGGCCAACCGUGGUUCUCAGGGAACACACACUGCGGGGAGCAGCAGCACCGAUCGCUAUCGGGAGCGUCUGGGGAAGAAGCUCGGGAGGGAACUUGGUGAGAUGGAAGCGUGGACGCACAUGAAGCUGGUGACGCCCGGUCCGAACGAGCCUCGGCCCGCGCCUGAGAUGUACUACGGCAAGGCCAAAGAGAACAAGGAAAGAUACUCUCUACUGCUGUGCUGUGCUUGCCUGCACAAGAGCUGUUGUGCUCUUCUGCAGCGCCAUGGUGCCUGCUCCUGCUGUGCUAAGCUGCUGCGCUAUGCCUGUGCUGCUGCUGUGUGA
Molecule: messenger RNA, 533 nt
Organism: Lolium perenne
Lineage: Eukaryota; Viridiplantae; Streptophyta; Magnoliopsida; Poales; Poaceae
Source: RefSeq, a predicted model, not a curated record